AUGGACUUGGACAUGGCUCUACGUGAAGAUGAACCUCCUAAGCCUACUAAUGAAAGCACUGAAACUAUAAGAGCUCAUUAUGCGAAAUGGGAAAGAUCGAACUGUUUGAGUCUCAUUUCAAUCAAGAGGUCCAUUGCUAAGCAUCUCCUUGGAGGAAUACCUGAGAGUAACAAUGCUAAGGAAUUUCUCGUUGUUGUGGCAAAUAGAUACCAAACAUCUGACAAUGUCGAAGCUGGGCAUUUUAUGGAUGAAUUGAUGAAUAUGAGUCAUGAUGAUAUGAAAGGGGUUCAUUCAUGGUGGCUUGACAGUGGUGCUACUAUUCAUGUUGCAACUUCUUUACAUGGGAUAAGAAAUUUGAGGAAGCCAAGUGAAAAAGAGUCAAAGCUUAAAGUUGGCAGUGACAUCGGGAUUGAUGUUGAGCAUAUUGGGAUUGUUGUUUUAGAAUUAGAUUCUGAAAAUGCAAAUGCUCUUGAAAUGUUCAAAGUCUUCCGAACUAAAGUUGAGAAACAACUGGGGAUAGUCAUCAAAAUUGUAAGAUCUGAUCGAGGUGGUGAGUAUUAUGGGAAGCAUGGUGAUGCUGGACAACAAAAGGGACCUUUUGCAAGGUACUUACAAGAUAAUAGUAUUGUUGCUCAGUAUACUAUGCCUGGUAGUCCUGAACAAAAUGGCGUGGUAGAAAGACGCAACCGCACUCUUAUGGAAAUGAAGAGAAACAUGAUGGGUAGAUCAAAUUUACCAAAAUACUUAAGAGGUGAAGCCAUUAAAAUAGCAACCUACAUUCUAAACCGUGUUCCUAGUAAGUCUGUUCCUAGUAAGUCUGUUCCUGAAACACCGUUUGAACUAUGGACAGAUAGAAAACCCAAUUUGAAUCAUUUUAAAGUAUGGGGAUGUCCAAUUGAGGUGAAAAUCUAUGAUCCUUCUUUAAAGAAGACGGAUUCGAGAACUACUAGGUGCUACUUUAUUGGGUAUCCUAGUCACUCAAAAUGA
Messenger RNA from Vitis riparia (riverbank grape), 987 nucleotides. RefSeq lists its product as uncharacterized. NCBI's taxonomy places the organism in Eukaryota, Viridiplantae, Streptophyta, Magnoliopsida, Vitales, Vitaceae. The coding region runs from base 1 to 987 and encodes 328 amino acids. Gene Ontology annotation, molecular function: nucleic acid binding. The transcript has 3 exons. The record is from RefSeq and is a predicted model, not a curated record. Gene Ontology annotation, biological process: DNA integration.